AUGGAUGCUUCUUCUGGCAGGGCUCUGAAAGACGUAAGGGCAGCACUGGAACAAGUAGGUGCAUCUUCUUCAACAUCUUCACAACAACUUGCCGUGCCAACUCACAGACGUAUUGUUGAGGACUUCACCGGUUGGUUGCUGCCGUACAAGCCGAGUGACGACUCCGUAGUACAGGCUUUGCGUCGCGAGUUGGGUCCGGGUCCGCAUUGGCAAGACGCUUCUUCGACUUUUUCUGUUGACUCAGUUUCGGGCUUAACUACAGGGUUGUCACCCUACGAAGAUUUUGGCACGGCCGCGAAGUAUUUCCAAUUGCAACGAACAACGACCUCAGCUAACGGCAACACAGGAACGGAAUAUGCCGCGUGGCGAGAAACUGAGCUAGCAUCCGACCUACCCCAGGUACUCCGCAUUACUUUAAACCGAUUCACCGAAAGUGGGUAUAACGAGGAAAGGGGGGAGAUCAUGUACGAAAAGAGUUCGCAGCAAUUGCAUAUUCCAGAAGAAAUUCGUCUGGUGACCAAAACCGAUCCUGUGUCGGGUGUGACAACGAUAGA
Molecule: messenger RNA, 554 nt
Organism: Amoebophrya sp. A25
Lineage: Eukaryota; Dinophyceae; Syndiniales; Amoebophryaceae
Source: the annotation of a GenBank genome assembly